Parus major (Great Tit) is the source of this 1751-nucleotide messenger RNA. It is a transcript of the gene SUDS3, whose product is annotated as SDS3 homolog, SIN3A corepressor complex component. Bases 268 to 1092 code for a protein of 274 amino acids. The record is from RefSeq and is a predicted model, not a curated record. Gene Ontology annotation, cellular component: Sin3-type complex. NCBI's taxonomy places the organism in Eukaryota, Metazoa, Chordata, Aves, Passeriformes, Paridae. Gene Ontology annotation, molecular function: histone deacetylase binding. The transcript has 13 exons. Gene Ontology annotation, biological process: negative regulation of transcription by RNA polymerase II.
CGCCGAGGAGGAGGACGGCGAGCGGAGCGCCCGGGCCCGCGACUCCGAUGAGGACACUGAGGAUGCCAGUGAAACAGACCUGGCAAAGCAUGAGGAGGAGGACUUUGUAGAAAUGAAAGAACAGAUGUAUCAGGACAAACUGGCAUCUCUGAAGAGGCAGUUACAGCAGUUGCAGGAAGGUACUCUUCAGGAAUAUCAGAAAAGGAUGAAAAAGUUGGACCAGCAGUACAAAGAAAGGAUACGAAAUGCAGGAACCUGUCUUCUGAGAUGAAUUUCACUAAUGGUUUAGGUUGGAAAAGACCUCCAAAAAGACCUUUCACAUGCACUAGAGCUGCAUUCUGGCAAUCCUGGACUGUUUUGAUAAAAUUAAGCCAAAGUGCAAACUGGUAUUUCUGGCUGGCCACGAGCAGUGCUGCAGCAGCAGAGUUCUUCCACAGGAGGGCAGAACUGUUCCUGCAGCUGGAAACAGACCAGGUGGAGAAAAAUUAUGUGAAGGAAAAGAAAGCAGCAGCAAAGGAGUUUGAAGAUAAGAAAAUUGAGCUUAAGGAAAAUCUGAUAGCAGAGUUGGAAGAGAAGAAGAAGAUGAUUGAGAAUGAAAAGCUAACCAUGGAAUUAACAGGAGAUUCAAUGGAAGUGAAGCCUAUUAUGACAAGGAAACUGAGACGGCGACCAAAUGAUCCAGUUCCUAUCCCAGACAAGAGGAGGAAACCUGCCCCUGCUCAGCUUAAUUAUUUGUUGACUGAUGAGCAAAUAAUGGAGGACCUAAGAACGCUGAAUAAGCUUAAAUCACCCAAGAGACCAGCCUCCCCCUCCUCUCCCGAGCACCUCCCAGCUACACCAGCAGAGUCUCCGGCACAGCGGUUUGAAGCUCGGAUAGAAGAUGGCAAACUCUACUAUGACAAGAGAUGGUACCACAAGAGCCAAGCUAUUUACCUGGAGUCUAAAGAGAACACGAAGAUCAGCUGUGUGAUCAGUUCUGUGGGCGCCAACGAGAUCUGGGUGAGGAAAACCAGCGACAGCACCAAGAUGAGGAUCUACCUGGGGCAGCUGCAGCGGGGCGUGUUCGUGAUCCGCCGGCGAUCGGCCACCUGACUCUGCUCCGCCCUGUCCUGGGUUUUAUCGGAUCACCAAACUCUGCCAGGGGCUCACAGGCUGCUCACUCCCUCCAGCAGCAGGGAACAGUCCUGACCUCUGACGAGACACUUUGUGGCUGGCCACAUAAUCCCCAGUAGUCCUUAAACCUUUAGUGAUGCCCAAGCACUGCCCUGGACUAUUUCUGGAUUUUGCAUCAAGCUUCUGUACGCUCUCUUUGUAUUUUGGGUGACUGUUUGAGAAGACUUUGCCUCAUCCUCCUUUUCAUCCUUGUUUUGUGGUGCACAGAUGGGACUCGUGUGUCAAAACCAUCAUCAUCAUGUUUCUUUUGGGAGUCAGACCAGUGGAAGAAGCUUUGCUUGUCGAGGCCUGAGGUUAUUUGUGCUUUUUGGCCUUGUUUUACUGCAAGGCUUAGGAUUUUGGACAAAAGAUGAAUCCUGCCAGGUUUCAGCCACAGCUGAGAGAUGCCUCCAAAAUACCUGGUGCACAACAUCAACUUAAUUGGAUGGACUGUUGAAAGACUGGGGAGUUUUUUCAGGAUGGUGUGAACAGCUCAAACUGGUGAAAAUACAGUGAUUUUAAUGUAGCUCAGAGUCACGCGUGGUUAGUCAGAAGCUUCAGUUUCUCUUCACAUUAAAAAACCCUUCAAUGAACAAGCA